Messenger RNA from Arachis ipaensis, 1383 nucleotides. Its product is annotated as putative sugar phosphate/phosphate translocator At3g11320. The record is from RefSeq and is a predicted model, not a curated record. NCBI's taxonomy places the organism in Eukaryota, Viridiplantae, Streptophyta, Magnoliopsida, Fabales, Fabaceae.
UAUAUAUCAGCAUGCAUUUGGAAUGAAGCUUAAUUAUACAUUUAUACCUUCCUACAUUGUUGAACUUUCUCUUCUCUCUUUUCUAACACAUCAUCCUUAAAUAUAAGGUGUGUGUUUUUUCCAAAGUUGCUCUUUUUGUCUCUUUCUCUGAGGUUUAAUUUUCCAUAAAAAAAAAACAUAAAAGAGAGAGAAGAAAAAUCAUAUUUUAACACAAGCCCAUUUUUUCUUUUUAGAUCAAGAUCAUCAUAUUGAUGAUAAUGAUGGACUCAAUUCCAUGGUCAACGAUCAUGGUGGUGACUUCAUGGUACAGUUCAAACAUCGGUGUGCUUCUUAUGAACAAGUACCUUCUAACAAAUUACGGGUUCAAGUUCCCAGUGUUUCUCACCAUGUGCCACAUGAUGUGUUGUUCUAUCUUCAGCUUCAUUGGUAUUCAAGUGAUGGACAUUGUCCCUUUUCAAAGCAUACAAUCAAGGGAACAGUUGGUGAAGAUUUGUGUUCUGAGCCUUGUUUUUUGCUUCUCAGUUGUUUGUGGAAAUGUGUCACUGAAUUACAUACCCGUGUCUUUCAAUCAAGCAAUUGGUGCCACCACACCUUUCUUCACUGCGGUUUGUGCUUAUUUUGUCACCAGAAAAAGAGAGGCUUGGCUUACCUAUGCAACACUCUUGCCCGUUGUUGCUGGUGUCAUCAUAGCUAGUGAGUCUGAACCUAGUUUCAAUCUAUUUGGAUUUAUAAUAUGCGUUUCAUCAACCUUUUCGAGAGCUUUCAAGUCGGUCCUUCAAGAUCUUUUGUUGUCCUCUGAGGGAGAAAAGUUAAACUCUAUGAACCUGCUGCUUUAUAUGGCACCCAUGGCAAUGUUGGUCUUGCUUCCUGCAACAUUGUUGAUGGAGAAGAAUGUGAUUCAAAUCACAAUAGAUGUAGCAAGAAAUGAUAUCAGAAUUAUAGGUUUUCUGCUCUUCAGUUCUUCUCUUGCAUAUUUUGUCAACCUAACCAAUUUUUUGGUGACAAAACACACAAGUGCAUUGACUCUUCAGGUUUUAGGAAAUGCAAAGGGGGCAGUUGCAGUGGUGGUCUCAAUUUUGAUUUUCAAGAAUCCAAUUUCCAUGAUAGGAAUGUGUGGUUAUGCCUUCACUGUUCUUGGAGUUAUCUUAUACACUGAAGCCAAAAAGAGAUAUAGUUAGUUAAAAAAAAUAAAAAAAAGGAAGGUAUAGUUGAAAAUAAAAGACUACAAAUUAAAAUUAAUUACCAAGAUUACUUAUCAGAGCAUAAUAUAUAUAUGAUUAACCAACCACAAGCAGGAGUGAGGACCAUCAACUUUGUGCAUUAGCUAGUGGCAAUAACGUGUGAUUUUAUUUAGUUAAGAAAUUGAAACUUCGUUUCUAACCC